CUGGUUUUGUUUGUGUUGCUAGAGGAAGUGAGGUUUAAAAUGAAGACACUUCUUCCCUCAGUUGGCAGGAUUAUAAGUGCUGUGCGUGUCAUACUGUCCAACUUUGAGCCUAGUCAUUUAUAUGUUCCAUAUGUUUGGACAAGAACACCAAAAACAUGAAAAACCUCAUUUUUUUGUGGGCUUUAUGUCGGAUGUCAUGCUGCAUUGAAACAGGCUCUCACUCCCUGUGGAUUUUCUCAACGGUCAUCAUUGGAGAUAAAACACCUUUCCCAGAAUUCAGUACGGUGGUGAUGCUGGAUGACAUCCAGCUUGCUUACUACGACUCAGAUGUACAGAAGCUGAUCUACAGACAAUACAAGUCAGAGAAUGAACAUGAAGAGCAGAGAGAUGCUGGCAUUAUAUUCAGAGAGGAGCAUAGACAGAUGAAAAUCAGAGCAUUAUUUUCAAAGGACCAGCUCAACAGUACACAAGGUGUCCAUGUUCAGCAGACCUUAACUGGUUGUGAGUUGCUUGACCAGGACACCCCUGGUCUAAUGCAAUCCUGGAAUGCUUUUAACACCAUUAAUGAUGGAGAGCUAAAUUUCAACAUACAACAGAACACUCUACAGUGCAAUGGUAAGUGGCCAAAAUUGUGGAGCCAUAUUGAAGAAAAAGGUAUUGAAUUGCUGCAUGCACAGAUAUACAGUCCUGUGUGCCUCAAAGUCCUGAAGAAUUAUCUCCACACGAUGAAAAAUCAAAUCAUGAGAAAAGUGAAGCCCAGAGUCAGGCUCCUCCAGAAGACACUCCCAGACUCUGGAGGAGUCAAAGUGACCUGUCUGGCCACUGGUUUCUACCCCCGUCACAUCAACCUGACCCUGCUCAGAGACGGCCAGCCUGUGUCUGACCACCAGAUCACUGGGGGGGAGCUGCUUCCCAAUGUAGAUGGAACCUACCAGAUGAGGAAGAGCCUGGAGGUCAGCGCAGAGGAACUAAGAAACAAACACCAGUACUCUUGCACUGCUGAACACCUCAGCCUGGACAACAAACUAGACAUCAAAUUGGUUAACGCUCGUGUAGGUACCCGUAACAGAGUGCCCCCUGUGGUCGUGCUGGGAGUUGCACUGCUGCUGUGUGUGGGUGGAGUCAUUAUCAUGUGCCUCCGCCGCAGAAGACACAGGUCCUCCUCUGAUGGCUCUGAUGGCUCGACUAAUGUCUCAACUGAUACCUCGGAAACAGAUGAACCUCUGCAACUUCCGCACAAGUCUGCAAUCUAGGUGCUUUAAGUCAUGAGUGCCUCAGUGGCAAGAUAAUAAGUAUUGGUUUGUACAUGUCCAUGUGGAAACUGAAGCAAUUACUGUAGUGUUGGUAAACAUGAGAAAAUACUUUGGUGGUGGCACUCUUCUUGACACCAAAGGGCUUAAAGGAGAAAUCUGGGUAUUUUUCACAGAGCUCCAUUGAAUACGGCAGACAUUGAAACUAGUAAAACUGCAAAAAGAGCUUAACCAGUAAUAUUACAGUUGAAAUGGCUAAAGUGUGAUUGAAAUAUAACCUUGCUUAUGCAAACUGUAAUCAUGCUAUGAAACAUAAUUACAUCCUGCUGUAGUAUGAAAAGGAUUCUUGCUAUGAGUAUGAUAUAAUCUGCUGUAGUAUAAAAAGGAUUCUUGCUAUGAGUAUGAUAUAAUCUGCUGUAGUAUGAAAAGGAUUCUUGCUAUGAGUAUGAGUAUGAUAUAACUUGCUAUGAGACAUAGUAAGAAAUGUUUUUGUUCAAUUGUCAAAUGUUCGUAUAAUCAUGUACUGUAUUUAAUCCUGUGUGAUCAGAUAUACUUCUGUUAGAAAAAUAAACAUGUUUUGAUA
Messenger RNA from Sardina pilchardus (European sardine), 1833 nucleotides. Its product is annotated as major histocompatibility complex class I-related gene protein-like. Gene Ontology annotation, biological process: immune response. Bases 156 to 1253 code for a protein of 365 amino acids. The transcript has 7 exons. Gene Ontology annotation, cellular component: external side of plasma membrane. The record is from RefSeq and is a predicted model, not a curated record. Lineage: Eukaryota; Metazoa; Chordata; Actinopteri; Clupeiformes; Clupeidae.